This is a messenger RNA of Enhydra lutris kenyoni (northern sea otter), 5891 nucleotides long. Its product is annotated as atlastin GTPase 3. The record is from RefSeq and is a predicted model, not a curated record. The transcript is spliced from 13 exons. Gene Ontology annotation, molecular function: GTPase activity; GTP binding. NCBI's taxonomy places the organism in Eukaryota, Metazoa, Chordata, Mammalia, Carnivora, Mustelidae. Gene Ontology annotation, biological process: endoplasmic reticulum organization; protein homooligomerization. The coding region runs from base 94 to 1665 and encodes 523 amino acids.
CAGAAUAGGGACCCGCAGGCGGGGCACCCAGAGAGCGUGGAACUACAAUUCCCAACGGACCAUCGCACCCAAGGCGCACUCCCAGGUGAUGCCAUGGAGAGUGGAAAGCCUGGCCCAGUGCAGGUUGUUUUGGUUCAGAAAGACCAGCAUUCCUAUGAGUUAGAAGAGAAAGCCUUGGCCAGCAUUCUUUUACAGGACCACAUCCGAGACCUUGAUGUGGUGGUGGUGUCGGUGGCUGGUGCCUUCCGAAAGGGCAAGUCCUUCUUCCUGGACUUCAUGCUACGAUAUUUAUAUUUCCAGAAGGAAGGUGGUCAUUCAAAUUGGUUGGGUGACUCAGAAGAACCAUUAACAGGGUUUUCAUGGAGAGGGGGCUCUGACCCAGAAACAACAGGGAUUCAGAUCUGGAGUGAAGUUUUUACUGUGGAGAAGCCCGGUGGGAAGAAGGUCGCAGUUGUUCUGAUGGAUACCCAGGGGGCAUUUGACAGCCAGUCUACUGUGAAGGACUGUGCCACCAUCUUCGCUCUAAGUACCAUGACUAGUUCUGUUCAGAUUUAUAAUUUGUCCCAGAACAUUCAGGAAGACGAUCUUCAGCAGCUACAGCUCUUCACAGAAUACGGUCGUCUGGCUAUGGAUGAAAUUUUCCAAAAACCCUUCCAGACGCUGAUGUUUUUGGUUCGAGACUGGAGUUUCCCUUACGAAUACAGCUACGGACUAGAGGGAGGGAUGUCCUUUUUGGAUAAACGUCUACAGGUAAAAGAACAUCAACACGAGGAAAUUCAGAACGUCCGAAAUCACAUUCACUCGUGCUUCUCCAACGUCACCUGUUUUCUCCUACCACACCCUGGACUCCAGGUGGCCACAAGCCCUGACUUUGAUGGGAAAUUGAAAGAUAUUGCCAGUGAAUUCAAAGAGCAGUUACAGGUCUUGAUCCCAUUUGUGUUAAACCCAGCUAACUUAAUGGAAAAGGAGAUCAAUGGCUCAAAAGUCACCUGUCGGGGGCUCUUGGAGUAUUUUAAGGCAUAUAUUAAAAUUUACCAAGGAGAAGAUCUGCCUCAUCCCAAAUCUAUGCUUCAGGCCACCGCUGAAGCCAAUAAUUUAGCAGCCGCAGCGUCCGCCAAAGACAUUUAUUAUAACAACAUGGAGGAGGUUUGUGGGGGAGAGAAACCUUAUUUGUCUCCAGACAUUCUAGAGGAGAAGCACUGCGAAUUCAAGCAGCUUGCUCUGGACCAUUUUAGGAAGACCAAGAAGAUGGGUGGGCAGGAUUUUAGCUUUCGUUACCAGCAGGAGCUGGAGGAGGAGAUCAAGGAGCUCUAUGAGAACUUCUGCAAACACAAUGCCAGCAAGAAUGUCUUCAGCACCUUCCGAACCCCCGCGGUGCUUUUCACGGGCAUCGUGAUUUUGUACAUAGCCUCAGGCCUCACUGGCUUUGUUGGUCUUGAGAUUGUGGCCCAGCUGUUCAACUGCGUGGUUGGGCUGCUGUUAAUAGCACUUCUUACUUGGGGCUAUAUCAGGUACUCUGGUCAGUAUCGCGAGCUGGGAGGAGCAAUUGAUUCCGGCGCAGCAUACGUACUAGAGCAGGCUACUUCUCAUAUGGGGAAUUCCACUCAGGCCGCGAUGAGGGAUGCCGUUGUUGGGAGGCCCCCUGUGGAUAAAAAAGCUCAAUAGCAUCUUGACGAGGGGAUCCAAAGAGAACGCCGCCAGCCCUUCCUGAUGUCUGGGUUUCUGCCACGCCAGGUCCAAGUGCAGAGGAACGCAGAUCUGGGAUCACCUGGGAAGAGCUGAAACUCAGCAGUAAUAAAUUAAUAGACCUUUCCCGUGGCUUCAAAUUCUUAAACCUACUUCCAUUGCUAUUGGAAGCAUUUCUUUUCCUUGCUGAUAUAGAUCCACGCCUAUGUCUGUUUUCUUAUUACUCUCUGCUUUGUGCACUUUAUGGGGGAGAAAGCUAAAGGGAAAAGCUGCAAAUGUGGUUUUAAAUCCUGUAUGUACCACUUAGUGCCUUUUAAGAUUGUAUCCAGGCUUUUGAGGACACAAUAGGGAGGGAAUCGAGAAUAACCUCAUGAAAGAUGCUGUUUUGGGGUGAAACCGGUCUGUUCUUUUAUACCUUACUAUUUUAAAAUGUUUACAAAACUUGCAAAAGCUUCAGAACAAAAGACUGAAAAUGACGCCAUUACACUUUUAAAAUCUUAUAAUGUUAAAGAAUCCUGCUUGCCAGAGAGUGUGGAAAAACCACAACCUAUUUAAAUCUACCAUACACUGAAAUCUAUGGUCUUUUACUGACAGGCUGACAGUUUUGUUGGAACAUACUCUUAUUUUAUUUUUGCCUUCAUUCCUCUAGCUUCUUUUUAGAAAAGAGGCAAACAGGCCUUGAAGAGCCAGAAUGGCUCAUAAUGAAAAGAGUAAGUGUGAUACUUUAAACAAAAAAGCUUGAGUUUAAAUGUACUGUGUGACCUCUGAUAAGUCACUUGAACUUGUGCCUUGGUCAGAGUCACCGUUUGCAGGUUUAUAUACACAUAGGUGUUCAUAUAUCUCACAGUUGUCAUUUAAGAGGUCUUGUUUCAAGAGUUCUACAUAAGAACAGAACUUUAUUGAGGACUAGAGGAAAGACAUUACCAGACAUCACUGCCUUCAGUUGUCCUGUUUCAUGUGGCCUAGGAGUAAAUCAGGUCUUUAUCCAAAACAUUUACUUCUGUUCUCCUGGCCACUAAUCUUUUUAAUAAUAAAACUAAAAUUGUCAGUUUUGUUCAGUGAACCUUUCUUUAACCUCACUUGACUAGUCUGGUAGCUUUAAAAUAGCUUUGGCUUAGUGAGGACUGAAGUCACACCCAAAUCUGGACAUGGUCUAGAAGUGUCUAAGAAAUCUUUUUAUUUACCUUGAUUGGGUGAUAAAGAACAUUUUAUCUAUGAGUUGCCUUUUCCUUUGAUUAUAAUAUAAUGGUGAAUUGUGGGUUUUUAAACUCCAUAAAACUUGCCUGUAAGUAUUUACAUAAACAUUCAGGUAGGAGAGCCUUAAUUCUUAAGAUAAUUUUUAUUGUGGGAGGGAGAUAGAAAGGCUAAGGUGAAACCCAAGUGUAGAUUCUACAUACGUGAAGUCUGAAUGGAAGGCAGAAGAAAGAAACAUGUAAUCUCUUUAUCAAGAAUUUUCUUCUUACUAUUUUAAACACUUCACCACUGAAGUAUUUUUAUGGGUCUGAAUUAAUUCCAAGCAUUUUAUAUUUUUUUCAUGUCUACAUACCAUCUUGCCCUGAAGUUCUUGCUAGUUUAUUCAAUUGCCAUUAAAUUUUAGGAAAGUUCCAGCUUGUUCUAAAAACUGUUUACUUGCAUAUCAGUGAUGCUUAGUGUUGACUGUUGAAUUGGAAACUUCUCUUUGAAAUUGUGGUACAUUUUCAGGUGGCCUCACAUCUUUCUGAAGGUUCAUAAUAUUCGCUAAAGGCCUUGCAGAUGUUGAGGUACUUGACUUUUAAUGCAUUGUAAAGGCACAUUUAUAGAUUUCAAAUGUUGUCUAAAGUGACGCUUUUAAUGGUGAGAAAAUGAUGAUGUGUCUAAAACGUAUUUUAAUACUAAAGUAUUAGAAUUUUUAAAGUGAACCAGUAUGUGGUAAUGUAUGACUUUCUUAGGAUUUAGUUACUGUUCAGAUUCACCAUUUCUGUUUCGAUCUUAAAUAAUUUGGUUAAUUCCCUGGGGAAGCCUUAUUAUUUUUGUCUUUAUAGGUUAACUUAUUCUGGCUCUGAAAAGCAUUGGAUCAAGUUUUCUCAGUGAAGAUCCUUAAUGAGUUUUCUUUGGCUUCUUUUCUCUAUUUUUACAGUAAAUUGGUAGUUUUAUAUCAACUUUUUCAAUAAAAGAUGCAUUCUCAUUGCUGGCUUUGAACAGUCCAGGGAGAUUUAUAACCAGGUUGAAAAGCAUGUCUUGUACCUCUUAACUUCCCUCAGCCUUUAGUUUGUGGGUCAGAGACAUUGCUUAGGUGUUCACAGUGCAAAUGUUUGCCUGGUGUGUGUAGCUCUGCCACUCCAGACCAGCCUUUUCACAGAAGCAUUUAUGGUUUGCACGUUUCCAGCAGUUAUAUGGGGCAUUGUCCUAUUAACGUAUAAAAAGAGGUUUUUAGAAUGUCUAUAGGAAGUAUUCAUUUCAGGAAAAAAUUUUUUUAAAAAUCCAAUUAGCUUUUUAUAGUAAAAAUAAUAGAGUCAAAAUUUCAAUUCUUUCAUGAGAAAUCUUUCUGGAUUGGUUUGUAGAUACAGUGGGGGGAAGUGAUCAUGUGUGAUGAUCCAGCGUCUUUGGAGCCGUACCCUGUUUUAGCGAUAUACCAAGAGAUCUGUUCCGCGGGGGGCUACCUAUUAACGCUGUCUUCGUACUUGGUAGAAUUGCCUAUGAAUAUCAUUUUGCUGUAUCCAUUCUUUCUCUUGUCUCUUAACAUGAGAUGAAAGGCUUUAGGCAAAUAAACAGACAAACUGCCUCGUUACUGGCUGAGCGUUCCAUUAGCAGGCCAUAGCCAGUGUUUUACCUGCCUUAUAAAAGUGGUGUCUUGGAUAGGGUGAGUUUGGAUGGGUCCCUAUGUUACAGAUAAGUAGGUUGACCUAAACCCAGGCAAAAAUCAUUGAAAAAAAAAAAGUUUUUAUUUUUUCCUGGAGUUUUCUUUCUUUAAGUAGUUUAUAUGGAAGUCUUCAUUAGACUUUUUUUCCCCCAAAGAAAUAUUGAAAUGUAAUUUAGGAUGAUUUAGGUUGGCUGCCAUCCAAGGAAGCCAGCGUGGGCUACAUCUUCCUGGCUUACAUUUAGAUCUGAAAAAAUUUUAGUCAAGGAAUAGGGCGCAAUGAAGACAAGCUUCAGUUAUGAAAGUACAAACUGUGUAAGUGGUUUUUUAAGAUGACAUUAAGAAGCCCAUUGUAAGAGCCCAUUUGCUGUGUUGGGUUAGUUUUUCUUACUUACAUCGUGUUGUAGUUCUGUUUUGGCUCUCAUCUAUGUUAGAGUGCCUAAGACGUAUUUGGGAGACUUGUUUAAAACCAUUCACUAGCUUUAUGUCAGGGAUUGCCCUCGUGGGUCUGGAUUGUGACCCUGGAAUCAUCCCUUUGAUAGACAGUGUUGGAGGCGGCUCAGAGACCGGUAGAGAGCCGAGCGGACGGACAGGUGCUACGUGCGGCUCCAGGUAGGUUCUCUGCUGCCAGGACUAUAACCGAUGGCUCACCGUGUUCAGAGUCAUAGGGGCAAUGUCUUUCAUCUAGAGAAUUAGCUAAGCUUGUUAAAGCUGUUUUUCUAAAUUAAGAUAUCCUAGUGCCUUCUCUGAAAAAUGAAUGUACAAGUGUCCUGUUUACUAACAGAUGUAAUUAGGAUUAAAAAAAAACCACUUUUUGAAGGGUGUUUUUUAAAAAGGAAAAUUUAGCACUGUGACUUGAACCUCUCAUCUUUCGUGCACAGAACACCUUAAGCUAAUAAAAAUAAAAACAAAAAGGAAGGAGAAAAUAACUAAAAAUUAGUGACAGAAGUACCCCCAUAACAGGAACUUUCCAAAACAGGUCUAGGAGCAGAAGGAUUUCAAAAGAAAAUGUUCCUCCUUGGAAGGAAUUUUCAUGUGCCAGAACUAAAAUUUAACUGUAGUGCUCUUCUGACCAAGGAAAGGUUGCAUUUGAUUCCUGAAGAUUCCUAAUUUAGAUGGCUAAAUGCUGCCAUGGACUUAAUCCUUAAAGGGAUCCAUAUUAAUCCUGAGCAUCUACAAGUUUUCGUUUUCUUUUCUUUAUAAAAUGAUUCGUUGAAAAUUCUUUCUCCCAGACCCUUGCCUUUGAAUGGCUUUAAAAUUUAAUACCCGUUUUUAAAAGUGCAAUGGGAUGAGAUUAUGCUAUUUUAAAAGCAUGUUUUCUGUUUCUUAGUUGUAAGGUCAUUUAAUUGAAUAAAGAUCAUAGCACCAA